AUGCAUACAAUUUCAACUACUUCUAGAGAAAAAAAAAUCUUUAUAAUUAUGACAAUAACGUACCAUUAUUUUUUAAUUUUAAUUUUUAUAACAAUUACUUGGUGUAAACAGCUUCCCGAUGAUUGUUCUUGGAGGCAUAAUUUAACAACAAUAGAUCAUAUUUCUGGAAGAACAGUUGAAGUAUUAGAAAAUUGUUUAUAUUAUUAUCUUAUUCAACAAAAUAUUGAGAAAAGUGGAGAUGAAUUUAAAUCUAUAUUAAAUAAACCACCAGAUGAUCCUGUUGUUACAAUAACUGUUGAUGCUUUUAUGAUUCAUAGUGUUGAAGUUUCUAAAAAAAGUUUAACACAAUUUUAUAUUUAUGGUGAUUUAUUUUUAAGAUGGAAUGAUUCACGUUUUCAAUGGGAUAAAUCAGAAUGGAAAAUUGAUCAAUUUGCAUUACAUGAUACUCAUCAUAUAUGGACACCUUCAUUUAUUUAUGAAACAUUUUGUACUUAUGGUUAUGAUUGUAUGACUAAAAUGAUGGAUGUUGAAAUACAAGAUAUUGGUGUUGUCUCAGCUCGUCUCUCCUUUAGAUUACCUUCUUUUUGUAGUAUUAAUUAUAAUGAAUAUCCAGAAGAAUCAAAUGAUUGUUGUAUAUUUUUAUCAAUUGUUGAAACAAAUAAAAAUUUUGCAUUUGAUAUACAAACAAAAAGAAAAGUAUCAUUAACAAAAAACGUUGUUGUAUCAGAGAGUAGUGAUUUUAUGAUAAAUAAUCAUGAAAUGAAAGAAGCAUCUGCAUGGUUUGUUGAAGAUAGAAAAAUUGAUGUUGUUAAAGUAGGUGGUAUUAGAGGUCAAUUUUUACGAAUAUGUCUUCAUGCAUACAAAAAAAUGCCAACAUUAAAAAUGGCAUUGAGAAUUCCAAUAUCAAUUGCAACAAUGUUAAUGUUAAUGGCACCAAUGUUUGGCGAUCUGAAAACACAAGCAUAUGUUAAAUUGAUAACAUUAUGUUUACAAACAAUAUGUUUCCUUUAUUUAUGUUCUUUGGCACCUGAAACUGGUUUUGGUGGUAGAAAACCAAAAAUAUACUCAUUUUAUGAAUUUCUUGUUGGUCUUAGUUUUAUGAAUAUAUUAUUUACACUUUUAGCAUUAGCAAUGAGUCGUGUUAAAAGAACAGUCCCUCCGACACAUAAUUUAUAUCUAGUAUCAAAAUUAAUUAAUAGAUAUAUGUGUUGUACAGAAACUGAGUCAUCAAUGAAUUAUACAAGACAAAUUGAUGAUAGUUUGGAACGUAAUCAUAAUUCAAUAAUGUCAAAUGAUCAAAAUGACUAUAGAAUGCAAUGGGCUCAUAUUUGGAUAGCAUUAUAUCAUAUAAUGGCAUCUAUUUCAAUAUGCGUAUUUUUAUUGGUUGUUAUUUGUGACAUUUUAUAA
Strongyloides ratti is the source of this 1407-nucleotide messenger RNA. Its product is annotated as Neurotransmitter-gated ion-channel ligand-binding domain-containing protein. The record is from RefSeq and is a predicted model, not a curated record. The transcript has 6 exons. Gene Ontology annotation, molecular function: extracellular ligand-gated monoatomic ion channel activity. Bases 1 to 1407 code for a protein of 468 amino acids. Gene Ontology annotation, cellular component: membrane. NCBI's taxonomy places the organism in Eukaryota, Metazoa, Nematoda, Chromadorea, Rhabditida, Strongyloididae. Gene Ontology annotation, biological process: monoatomic ion transport.